ACUAAACGUCUUUCUUAGCUGAGUUCAUUGGCUCAAUUCAGACAGCUGAAGAUGAUGAGUCCAUUCACAAGCUGUGUACGUCCACUGUGUACAUCGCCUUCUAUACGGCAACUCCUACGUAAUACAAUGAGCAAUGGAAUGGCUCGAAGAGCGAUGACCUCGUCCCCGUUCAACAGAUCUGACUACACCUCGCUGCUACUGGAGAAGAACUUGAUGCACAGGAACCACAUGCUGCCUGAAUCAGCCUCGCUGAGGUGCACAGUGUUCAACGACAAAGGGGACUUGAUUGCAUCUUCGAAGGAUGUGAAGAGAUCAACGCUGAUCUCCGAGUACGGGCUGUUCCCAAGAGACUUGAGAAAGAUUGACAAGACGAACCAUAGCGUUGAGAUUGCGCCGUCGAUCUCCGUAAGAAGGGACUCGAUACUGAUCAACAUGCUGUACAUCCGGUGUCUCAUCAAGGCCGACACGGUGAUUCUCUUUGACGAUAUGAGUCUACGUUCAAGCAGGGCUCAAUCUCAGCUGAUUUCGGAGAUUGAAACCAAGCUGAAGAGCACGACAGACUCGUCACUGGCGUACGAGAUGAGAGCACUCGAGGCCGUGCUGGUUAGUGCUAUGACUAACCUGGACGCAGAGAUGAAGGUGCACACCACGGUGACAAAAGGCAUCCUGAGCGAACUAGAGCAGGACGUGACAAGUGACAAGCUGAGGUUUCUUCUCAUUCAGAAUAAGAAGAUAUCGACCUUUGCUCAGAAGGCCACGCUCAUCAGGGAUGUGAUUGAUGAACUGCUGGAUAACGACGACGAUCUAGCAGAGAUGUACUUGACAGACACUCUCAACAACAAACCACACUCUGUCGAUGACCAUGCCGAGGUUGAGAUGCUGCUGGAAUCGUACUACAAGCAUAGCGAUGAGAUAGUCCAGACGAUCAACAGUGUGAUAGCUAACGUGCGUACGACAGAGGAGAUCAUAAACAUCAUCUUGGAUUCGAACAGAAACCAAUUGAUGCUGCUAGGGUUGAAGUUCUCCAUUGGACUGUUAAGUCUUGGGGCUGGCAUGUUUGCUGCCUCGGCCUACGGAAUGAACCUGGAGAACUUUAUAGAAGAGGACCACUAUGGAUUCCCGCUUGUUGUGAUUCUCACCAUGGCUCCAAUGGCUUUCCUCUUUGCCUACAGCUCAAAGCAUCUACGAAGACUGCAGAAAGUGACCAUGAUGGACCACUACAAAUCUGUGAGGGAGAAGUUCUAGCCAUUCGAGAGUCUGCUUCGAUGAGUCACCCGUGGUUUUAUAUAUGAUAUAAUGAGCUA
Molecule: messenger RNA, 1304 nt
Organism: Williopsis jadinii
Lineage: Eukaryota; Fungi; Ascomycota; Saccharomycetes; Phaffomycetales; Wickerhamomycetaceae
Gene: MFM1
Product: Mfm1p
Exons: 1
Coding region: 127-1245 (372 amino acids)
Biological process (GO): mitochondrial magnesium ion transmembrane transport
Cellular component (GO): mitochondrial inner membrane
Molecular function (GO): magnesium ion transmembrane transporter activity
Source: RefSeq, a predicted model, not a curated record